Messenger RNA from Cynara cardunculus var. scolymus (artichoke), 1488 nucleotides. Its product is annotated as protein JINGUBANG-like. The transcript has a single exon. The record is from RefSeq and is a predicted model, not a curated record. Gene Ontology annotation, molecular function: protein binding. The coding region runs from base 1 to 1488 and encodes 495 amino acids. Lineage: Eukaryota; Viridiplantae; Streptophyta; Magnoliopsida; Asterales; Asteraceae.
AUGAUAAACUCAUCGCGAGGAUUGGAUUUGUAUAAUGGCAAUAACAAUGGCGUAUCAAAGCAGAAAUCCGGCAUGUUGUUGAAAAACGACGAUCAUCAUCAUCAUCGCCGGAAUCAUCCAAAUGACGCCGUGGAAAAGUUACAUGUGCAUAUCAGCAACAUGCCGGAAUCUCAUCAACCACCUCCGCCGUCCUCCUCCGAUAACGAAUCUCCAUACGACGACGAGCCAUUAAUGGAUUCCUAUUCGAAUAUGAUGAGCUCUACACAGACCUCGCCGGUGGCAAGUUCCCAAUGGAAUUUAGAAAUCCCCGAUCACAAGGAUUUUUAUUCGAAUCGAACCGGAUUAAUGGCUUCUCUUGUUCGUCAAGAAGGAAAUAUAUAUUCGUUGGCGGCAAUCGGAGAUUUGUUGUACACCGGAUCUGAUAGCAAGAACAUUCGUGUUUGGAAGAAUCAAACGGAGUUUUCUGGAUUCAAAUCGAACAGCGGAUUGGUGAAAGCGAUUGUGAUUGCAAACGAUAAGAUAUUUACCGGCCACCGCGACGGGAAAAUCAGGGCAUGGAAGGUGUCAGAUAAGAACCCUAGCGUUCAUAAAAAGAUCGGAACUCUACCAAAUUUGACGUCGAUCGUGAAAAAAUCGAUAAGACCGAAGAAUUAUACGGAGGUGAGGAACAAUCACAGUGCAAUUUGGAUCAAACAUUUCGAUGUGAUUUCUAGUCUUAGUUUGAGCGAAGAUCAUUCGAUAUUGUAUUCAAGUUCAUGGGAUAAGACGGUAAAAGUUUGGAAAGUAUCAGAUUUCAAGUGUUUGGAAUCCAUUUCCGCUCAUGACGACGCUGUUAACGCGGUGGUCGCCGGAUUUGACGAUUUGGUUUUUUCCGGUUCGGCGGAUGGGACGGUUAAACUGUGGCGGAGGGAGAUGCCGGGAAAAAGAACGAAGCAUGCCUUUUUGGACACUUUACUGAAGCAGGAAUCCGCCGUGACGUCGUUGGUGGUUAAUCCGGCGGGGACGGUGGUUUACGCGGGUUUAUCCGAUGGGCUUUUGCAUUUUUGGGAACGGGAUAAGUUAUUUUCCGGUGGUAGGGUUUUGAGAUGUCACAAGCUGGCGGUUCUGUGCUUAGCGGCGGCGGGGAGGAUGGUGUUCAGCGGUUCGGCGGACACAAAUAUAUGUGUGUGGCGGAGAGACGACGGAGGAGAGCAUAUACGCAUGCACGUUUUGAAUGGACACACUGGUCCGGUGAAGUGUUUGGCGGUGGAUGGAGAUCGUCCGGGAGCGAUGAACCGCCGUGAAGGUGGUGGUGGAAGGCCGUGGACGUUGUAUAGUGGGAGUUUAGAUAGGUCGGUGAAGAUAUGGCGGGUGUAUACAGAAACGCCGCAUAUGGAGGAGCAAGAACCGCCGCCGUCGUCGCAGCCGAAGGAUAGGGUCCGGCGGAACAAUAACGCCGGAUUUCAGAGCUUCACGGCUCAAGGGCGGUUGAUUCAACGGAGAAAGUAG